UUAUAUAAAUUCUUCACCUUAUGUUCUUACAAUUUUUUUAUAUAAAUUCUUCACCAGAAUGAUAUAUCAUAUAUAUGAUGGUGAUAGUUUUAUUAUUAAAGUAGUCAUUUAUUUUAAAAUGAUCAAGUUUAAAUUUAACUGCAUAUAUAUAUUAUUUCUUAUGUAUGUGUAACAUAUAUAUAUAUAUAUAUUUUCUCUCUCCCUCACUAAUAUAUUUGUCUUUAUAUUUUAGUAGAAAAAUCAAUGGAGAUGGAAUCAUGUGUCCCUCCUGGCUUUAGAUUUCACCCAACGGAGGAAGAACUCGUGGGAUAUUAUCUCAAGCAAAAGAUUAACUCAUUGAAAAUUGAUUUAGAUGUCAUUGUUGACAUUGAUCUCUACAGAAUUGAACCAUGGGACAUCCAAGAUAGGUGUAGAUUGGGAUAUGAAGAACAAAGUAAGUGGUAUUUCUUCAGUCACAAGGACAAGAAGUAUCCAACGGGAACGAGGACUAACAGAGCCACUGCUGCUGGAUUCUGGAAGGCAACAAGGAGAGACAAGGCUGUGCUUUCAAAGAACAGAAUAAUAGGGAUGAGAAAGACCCUAGUGUUCUACAAGGGCCGCGCACCCAAUGGAAGGAAAUCUGAUUGGAUCAUGCAUGAAUAUCGACUCCAAACAUUUGAACAUGCACCUCCUCAGGCAAGUUCAAUCAAUAGCUUGCAACAUAACAAAUGUUUUCAAGUUUUUUUGAUAAAGAUUACUUCUAAACUAAAUGGGAAACAAUGUCAAGAACAUAAAUGGAAAACUAACUUCUAUAAUUUCUUAGUGAGGACAACAAAAUAUUACCCAAUUACUGCUAGUAGAUUACAAAAGUAUACACCAUUAAUCCCUCAUACAUAA
This is a messenger RNA of Camellia sinensis, 876 nucleotides long. Lineage: Eukaryota; Viridiplantae; Streptophyta; Magnoliopsida; Ericales; Theaceae. The record is from RefSeq and is a predicted model, not a curated record.